AAUGGCACCGUUGCAGUGGUAAUAUUGUGGUUCUGGGAAAGCGUAGAUUACAUAGUGAUAGUAGCGGCGGGCGAAGGUUUGAUACUGAGUGUUUGAGAAUGGCAUCAUCGAAGGUAAUGUGUAGGUUGUCGUGUCGGAUACAGAGUGUUGUUGCUCAUAAUCAUAACAAGUUCACCAAACCCUCACCACUCUCUCCUCUUUCUCUCUCUCUCUCUGCGCGACGCCUUUCUCGCACUUCCCGGUUACCAGUGGAAUUGGGAAGCUUGGAAUCAAUGAUGCCGUUGCAUAGCGCGGUAGCUUCAGCUCGAUUAGUGUCAAGCUUGUCUAUUGAGUCUCUGGGUUGGGGAUUAGUUCCUCAAGGUAUUUCCAUGCCUUUAUGACAGCAUUUGUCUGCAGUUAGUUGCUGAAAGGUAGCAUUUUCAUUGGAUGGCAGGCUCAUGUUGAUGUUUUCAUUUGUUGUAAUCUUGAGGCCACUGGCAUAGAAUCCUUCAUCUGACAUAUUUGAGGAACAUGCCGUGCAACUGAUGUUGCUUACGUAUUGUUUGGUUCAUUUUAUCGUCAUAUAUUUCUGGAAUAACAUUUUUGGUUUUUCCAGUCUGGAUGAAUUUUCUGUCAACUAAUAAUGCAUUAAAGUGCAUUAUAUCUGAGGAUUUAAUCCAUUUACUCGUUAAUGUUUCCAUUUUUACUACAGUUCUAUGGUUUUAUAACUAUAAGUCAUUGGCAAACCAGGUAUGAUAUAGUAGUGUAGAGGGGUCUAGCAAAUGGGAAAUGAGACUCGCAUAUAAAAGUUGGACUCACCCGAUAACAUUUCUCAUGUAGGAAAGAGAGGGCUAAAGAGUGGAUUGCUAAGAUUUCUCGUGUAGUGUGUGAUUCUGCAUCCUUGGUUGGACAGAUGACAUGGGUGGAAUGGGAACAAAAUAGAUGGUUCAUGGUUGCUUUAGAACAUGCUAAAUCAUUACCUGCUGCUGUUGAUUACCUACCCUUUUGUUUCUACAUGUUGUAAUCUUGUAACAAUUCCAUUUUGCUUUUGUUUUAA
Molecule: messenger RNA, 1036 nt
Organism: Glycine soja
Lineage: Eukaryota; Viridiplantae; Streptophyta; Magnoliopsida; Fabales; Fabaceae
Exons: 3
Coding region: 99-380 (93 amino acids)
Cellular component (GO): mitochondrion
Source: RefSeq, a predicted model, not a curated record